Molecule: messenger RNA, 1047 nt
Organism: Saccharomyces paradoxus
Lineage: Eukaryota; Fungi; Ascomycota; Saccharomycetes; Saccharomycetales; Saccharomycetaceae
Gene: DSE2
Product: Dse2p
Exons: 1
Coding region: 1-1047 (348 amino acids)
Source: RefSeq, a predicted model, not a curated record
AUGAAAUUUAAUUUUGCUACAAUUGUCAAUAUAUUAUUCUUUUUGUUCUCCCUAAUUGAAGCCAACAACAAUGGGGAAACAGUCAAACUUAUUACUUCAGACGGUAUCGUCUACAGUUAUGCUGUCUACACAAAAACUCUUGCGCCAGCAAGGGUUGUGGUUAAAACCAUUUCUUAUACUACUACCAGAGUAUAUCCAGUCACUUUAGCCAAUUCGGUCGUUUCUUCCACUACCGAAAAGAUAACAGAGAUAUCGACGGUAUCGGCUUCAGAACAAGCUAGUGCUACCCAAACAAACUCCCUAGUUGCUACUUCGACUGUUCCCAUUAUUACCUCAUCGAUUUCUUCUGAUUCUUCGAUUUCCUCCAUCUCUACAUCCGACGUUGAAUCAUCCCAAAGUAUCCAAUCGUCAGGUACACCCUCCACCACAGCCCAACCAUCUAUGUCUUCCGAUUUCAGUUUGACUUCUAGCUCUGCUUUCGUUCCAUCUACUACGUCUUUCUCUUCCCAACUUUCUUCAUCUUCGGAAGCUUCUUCGGAAGCUUCAUCUUCGGAAGCAUCUUCGGAAGCUUCAUCUUCACCAUCUUCAUCUUCGGAAGCAUCAUUCACACAAUCUUCAUCUUCAUCUUCAUCUUCAUCUUCAUCUUCAUCUUCAUCUUCAUCUUCAUCUUCAUCUUCUUCUUUGGCCACUAUUAUUACGUUGGCACCAUCAAGCUCGAAGCUUGGGAACUCUCAACUUACUUCAACCUUAUCUUCUUCCACUUCCGCAGUUGAAUCAUCCCAAACAGGAUCCACUGUAGCAAGGACUACCUCUACCUUGACACCCUCUUCUACCGUGGAUACGACAUCUAGAACAACGACCUCUAUAUCAUUUGAAUCGUCUUCCGCACAAUCGAUAUCCGUCUCCAGCUCGGAUGGCACUUGUUACGUGUUCUAUGAUGACGAUGAGUACUAUAGUACUGUCUACUUAACUAAUCCAUCUCAAUCUGUUGAUGCCGCCACCACCAUAACGAGUACAAAUACAGUUUAUGCCACGAUUACCCUUUAG